UUUUGAAAAAAAAAGAAAAGAAAAGGUCAGAAAAAUUAGACCCAGUUAUAGAUGAUCUCUAUGUGGAAGAAGAGCUGGGUUGGGAGUUUGGAAUUGGAAUUUUGAAUCCACAGAGGGUUUAGGUUUCCUGGGUUUGGUAAUGGCGAACAACAGGUGGAACUGGGAAGUGACUGGGUUCGAGCCAAGGAAGACGACGACGGCGACGUCAUCGUCUUCGGCAACGUCCUCGCCGAAGUCGGCGUCUGUGGACUUUGAUGAUUACAAGCAUGGUGCGCCACUAGUCCGGAGGUACUCGAUCUCUGCGGCCUCGAUGUUGCCGCAGCAUUCGGAGCUUUCUAAGCACUCCAUGACCUCUAAACUCCAGAAACUCAAGGAUAACGUUAAGCUCGCAAGAGAGGAUUACUUGGAGUUGAGACAAGAAGCAAGUGAAUUGCAGGAGUACUCAAAUGCGAAACUUGAUCGAGUUACGCGCUAUCUAGGUGUUCUUGCUGAUAAAUCCCGAAAGCUAGAUCAAUUUGCCCUUGAAACGGAGGCUAGAAUAUCCCCACUGAUCAAUGAGAAGAGAAGAUUGUUUAAUGACUUAUUGACAGCGAAAGGUAACAUCAAGAUAGUUUGUCGCACGAGACCGUUAUUUGAGGAUGAAGGCCCCUCAAUUGUUGAAUAUCCUGAUGACUUCACUAUUCGUGUUUUAACUGGUGAUGAUUCCAUUUCCAACCCCAAGAAGGAUUUUGAAUUUGACAGAGUAUAUGGACCUCAUGUUGGGCAAGCUGAGCUUUUCAAUGAUGUUCAGCCAUUGGUACAGUCAGCUUUGGAUGGAUAUAACGUUUCAAUAUUUGCUUAUGGACAAACCCACUCGGGAAAGACGCAUACUAUGGAAGGAUCUAGUCAUGACCGUGGUCUUUAUACUCGUUGCUUUGAGGAGCUGUUUGAUUUAGCCAACUCUGAUUCAACUUCUACUUCUAGAUUUAAAUUCUCAGUUACAGUUGCUGAGCUCUAUAAUGAACAGAUGAGGGAUUUGCUCUCAGAGUUGGGGGAUGCCUUACCAAAGGUGCGAUUGGGAUCUCCUGAAUCCUUUGUAGAACUUGUGCAAGAAACAGUUGAUAAUCCGUUGGAUUUCUCUAGAGUCCUAAAAGCUGCAGUUCAGAGCCGAGGAAAUGAUGUAGCAAAGUUAACUGUGUCUCAUUUGAUUCUUACUAUGCACAUAUACUAUAACAAUUUAAUCACUGGAGAAAACUCAUAUAGCAAGCUGUCUCUUGUUGACUUGGCUGGAAGUGAAGGAUCAAUUGCAGAGGAUGAAAGUGGUGAGCGAGUGACGGACUUGCUGCAUGUCAUGAAAUCACUUUCAGCAUUGGGAGAUGUUUUGGCUUCUUUGACUUCAAAAAAGGAUGUUAUUCCUUACGAGAAUUCAAUGCUAACUAAAGUGCUUGCAGACUCACUAGGCGGGACUUCAAAAACUUUGAUGAUUCUCAAUGUCUGCCCAAAUGCUUUGAAUUUGAAGGAGACAUUGUCAUCACUUAAUUUCGGUGCUAGAGCUCGAAAUGCUGUCCUAAGCCUUGGGAAUCGUGAUACAAUUAAGAAAUGGAGAGAUACUGCAAAUGAUGCACGCAAAGAAUUAUAUGACAAGGAGAAGGAAAUCCAAGACUUGAAGCAGGAAGUUUUGGGUCUUAAACAUGCACUCAAGGAUGCAAAUGAUCAAUGUGUUCUACUCUUUAAUGAGGUUCAGAAGGCUUGGAAAGUUUCUCAAACAUUGCAGUCGGAUUUAAAGUCAGAGAGUAAUAUGCUUGCAGAUAAGCAUAAAAUCGAGAAAGAACAAAAUGCUCAGCUACGAAAUCAAGUUGCUCAACUUUUACAAUUGGAGCAAGAGCAGAAAUUGCAGAUACAACAACGAGAUUCAACUGUCCAGACCUUGCAGGCCAAGAUUAAAAGCCUCGAAUCCCAUCUCAAUGAAGCCCUUCACUCCAAUGAAGCUCGGUCUACAUUUAGCUCCGAAUCAGGGACUAAGGGCCCAUCAAUUUCCAAGGACACUGGAGAGAGUGUGGAUUCUUAUACAGUAACUAAGAAAUUGGAAGAGGAACUCAAAAAACGUGAUGCGUUGAUCGAGAGAUUGCAUGAAGAAAAUGAGAAAUUGUUUGACAGGUUGACAGAGAAAGCAUCUAUGUCUGAAUCAUCACAGCUGUCAAGCCCAUUGUCCAAAGGACCGGUAAAUGUGCAGCCUCAGGACCCUGGAAGAAAUGAUAAUAAAAGUGGUUCAAUUGAUAGUACUACUUCCUCAUUAGCUGCUGAGAAGACGGAGGGUACAGUUGCUUUGGUUAAAGUGGAUUCUGAGAAAAAAACCACCCCAGCAGGAGAAUAUCUUACUGCUGCUUUGAAUGAGUUCGAUCCUGAGCAAUAUGACAGCCUUGCUGCUAUUUCAGAUGGUGCCAAUAAGCUGUUAAUGCUGGUUUUAGCUGCUGUGAUUAAAGCAGGAGCUUCUAGAGAGCAUGAGAUACUUGCUGAAAUUAGAGAUGCUGUAUUCUCUUUUGUUCGUAAAAUGGAACCAAAGAGGGUAAUGGAUACCAUGCUUGUAUCUCGUGUUAGAAUUUUGUAUAUUAGAUCGUUGCUUGCUAGAUCACCAGAGCUGCAGUCCAUCAAGGUAUCAUCUGUUGAUUGUUUUCUGGAAAAGGCUAAUACUGGACGUAGUAGAAGUUCUAGCCGUGGUAACAGCCCUGGAAGGUCUCCUGUUCGCUAUGCUAAUGAGCACAUCCAAGGCUUUAAGGUUAAUUUGAAGCCAGAAAGGAAGUCCAAGUUCUCCUCAGUUGUAUCAAAGAUAAGAGGGCUGGAUCAGGAUAAUUUGAAGCAACAGGUAACUGGUGAAAAGCUUAGGGAAAUACUUGAGGAAGCCAAAAGUUUUGCAAUUGGAAACAAGGCUCUUGCUGCUUUAUUUGUUCAUACUCCAGCAGGUGAGCUGCAGCGCCAAAUUAGAUCCUGGCUUGCAGAGAAUUUUGACUUUCUUUCUGUUACGGGAGACGACGCAUCCGGGGGAACAACUGGUCAGUUGGAGCUUCUUUCAACUACAAUUAUGGAUGGUUGGAUGGCUGGACUUGGUGCUGCUGUGCCUCCUAGUACAGAUGCUCUUGGCCAACUUCUAUCUGAGUAUGCAAAGCGAGUCUUUAGUUCUCAGCUACAACACCUGAAGGAUAUUGCUGGCACUUUGGCAACAGAAGAGGCUGAAGAUGCACCACAGGUGGCAAAGCUGCGUUCUGCACUUGAAUCUGUAGAUCAUAAAAGAAGAAAGAUCUUGCAACAAAUGAGAAAUGAUGCAGCAUUACUAACACUAGAAGUUGGCGGUUCACCCAUUCAGAAUCCUUCUACUGCUGCUGAAGACGCACGAUUAGCGUCUCUAAUAUCACUUGAUGGCAUAUUGAAGCAAGUCAAGGAUACAGUAAGACAAUCUUCUGUGAGCAUCUUGAGUAAAAGUAAGAAGAAAGCAAUGCUAUUAUCUCUAGAUGAACUUUCCGAGCGAAUGCCGUCCCUUCUUAACAUUGAUCAUCCAUGUGCCCAGAGGCACAUUGCUGAUGCUCGUCAGAUGAUUGAAACAAUUCCUGAAGAAGAUGACCGCAUUCAAGAACCAUCACGAAGUCGCAGAUCAUCCAGAGAUUUUGGGACUGGCACUGAAACUGAUGUGGCACAGUGGAACGUCCUCCAGUUCAAUACAGGCUCAACAACCCCAUUUAUCAUCAAGUGUGGAUCAAACUCAAACUCAGAACUUGUCAUUAAAGCAGAUGCCCGAGUUCAGGAACCCAAGGGUGGUGAGAUUGUGAGGGUUGUUCCAAGACCGCCUGUUUUGGAAAACAUGAGCUUAGAGGAGAUGAAACAAGUAUUCUCUGAACUCCCAGAAGCUCUAAGCCUGCUUGCCUUGGCAAGGACUGCUGAUGGAACCCGAGCUCGAUACUCUAGGCUGUACAGAACAUUGGCCAUGAAAGUUCCAUCCCUGAGGGAUCUAGUUGGGGAGCUUGAAAAGGGAGGAGUACUAAAAGAUAUAAAGGCAUGAAAAGCAAAAACAUUCACUGGUAACGAGAACCAUUCUUUUGAUUUUGUAUCGGCGAUAUCACAUGGCCAAGUUUCGUUGUGGGUUUUGUCAAAGUGUUUUGAUGUUUGUAAUGUAGGUUGUGUGUAAUGUUAUAUAUGUUCAUAGGCAAUGUCACACAUGUGUUCUAAAUGCUGUAACGCUUUAUGUACAUUGUUUACACAUUUUUUGGCAUUGCUGAUGUGAAGCAUUUUGUUGUAAUCCAUCUAAUAUUGUACCAUAUAUUAAUCCCAUUUUUUGUUUAA
Messenger RNA from Humulus lupulus (European hop), 4311 nucleotides. RefSeq names its product kinesin-like protein KIN-14B. The transcript has 23 exons. Gene Ontology annotation, biological process: microtubule-based movement. Bases 140 to 4030 code for a protein of 1296 amino acids. The record is from RefSeq and is a predicted model, not a curated record. Gene Ontology annotation, molecular function: ATP binding; microtubule binding; microtubule motor activity. Lineage: Eukaryota; Viridiplantae; Streptophyta; Magnoliopsida; Rosales; Cannabaceae.